This is a messenger RNA of Callithrix jacchus (white-tufted-ear marmoset), 3557 nucleotides long. It is a transcript of the gene CX3CL1, whose product is annotated as C-X3-C motif chemokine ligand 1. Lineage: Eukaryota; Metazoa; Chordata; Mammalia; Primates; Cebidae. The record is from RefSeq and is a predicted model, not a curated record. Gene Ontology annotation, molecular function: chemokine activity; CCR chemokine receptor binding. Gene Ontology annotation, biological process: antimicrobial humoral immune response mediated by antimicrobial peptide; chemokine-mediated signaling pathway; eosinophil chemotaxis. Gene Ontology annotation, cellular component: extracellular region.
GGAGGCAGCCAGCCUCUAUAAAAAGCGAAAGAGCUCUGGCGGCAUCGAGGGGACAGCACUGAGCUCUGCCGCCUGGCUAUAGCCGCCUGCCCGGGCACCUGCCUGGACCCUUGCCCACCCUUGGCCAUGGCUCCAAUAUCUCUCUGGUGGCUGCUCCACUUGGCCACCCUCUGCCAUCUGACUGUCCCGCUGGCCGGACAGCACCACGGUGUGAGGAAAUGCAACAUCACGUGCAGCAAGAUGACGUCGAAAAGGAUACCUGUGACUUUGCUCAUCCGCUAUCAACAUAACCAGGCAUCGUGCGGCAAACCUGCCAUCAUCUUGGAGACAAGAGAGAACAGGCUGUUCUGUGCUGACCCGAAGGAGAAGUGGGUCCAGGAAGCCAAGCAGCAUCUAGACCGCCAGGCUGCUGCUCGGACUCAAAAUGAUGGCACCAUUGAGAAGCUGAUCGGCGGGAAGACGCCCUGGACCAUCCCUGCCGCCGGGGUAAUGGAGGAGUCCGUGGUCCAGGAGCCCGAAGCCACAGGUGAAAGCAGUAGACUGCAGCUGACCCCUUCUUCACAGGAGGAACAGAGGGCCCUGGGGACCUCCCCAGAGCUGCCGACGGGAGUGGCUGUUUCCUCAGGGACCAGGAUCCCCCCGACACCAAAGGCUCAGGAUGGAGGGCCUGCGGGCACGGAGCUUUUUCGCCUGCCUCCUGUCUCUACUGCUUCCUCGUGGCAGAGUUCUGCUCCCCACCAACCUGGGCCCACUUCUGACGCCCCGUCCACCCAGGCCCCCUCCACCCAGGCCCCCUCCACCCAGGCCCCCUCUGCCCAGGCCCCCUCCGCCCAAGCUCCCUCCACCCAGGCCCCCUCCGCCCAGGCCCCCUCCACCCAAGCUCCCUCCGCCCAGGCCCCCUCCACCCAGGCCCCCUCCACCCAGGCCCCCUCCACCCAGGCCCCUUCCACCCAGGCCCCCUCCAACCAGGUCCCCUCCACCGAAGCCCCCUCCACCCAGGCCCCCUCCACCCAGGCUCCCUUCACCCAGGCCCCCACUACUUCCUCCCCAGCCCCAGAGAACACUGGGUCUGAAGGCCAGCCCGUGUGGAGGCAGGGACAGAGCCCCAGGCCAGUGCCGUCUCUGGAGCCGGAGAUGGGUCCCGUGCCAGCGCACACGGAUGCCCUCCCGGACUGGGGACCUGGCAGCAUGGCCCACAUCUCUGUGGUCCCUGUCUCCUCAGAAGGGACACCCAGCAGGGAGCCAGUGACUUCAGGCAGCUGGACCCCUAAGUCUGAGGAACCCAUCCAUCCCACCUCAAAUUCCCGGAGGCAGAUCAUCCUUAUCACUCCUACCUCUGACACCCAGGAAGCCACCAGGAGGCAGGCGGUGGGGCUGCUGGCCUUCCUAGGCCUCCUCUUCUGCCUGGGGGUGGCCAUGUUUGCCUACCAGAACCUCCAGGGCUGCCCUCGGAAGAUGGCGGGAGAGAUGGUGGAAGGCCUUCGCUACGUCCCCCGGAGCUGUGGUAGUAACUCCUAUGUCCUGGUGCCUGUGUGAGCUCCCCCGGCCUGGGUCUAGUUGUUUGACUCAGACAGCUGCCUGGGGUCCCUCAUCCUCAUACCCACCCCCACCUAAGGGCCUGGCCUGAGCUGGGAUGAUUGGAGCAGGGAGGUGGGAUCCUCCAGGUGCACAGGCUCCAAGCUCCCAGGCACACCCAGGAGGCCAGGCUUGACUACUCUCCACCUUCCAGGGACAGACGGGGUGGCCUCCUAAGUCACCCCAGCCCCAAAACUCUCCUCUGCUGCUGGCUGGUUAGAGGUUCCCUUUGAUGCCAUCCCAGCCCCAAUGAACAAUUAUUUAUUAAAUGCCCAGCCCCCUCUGACCCAUGCAGCCCUGUGAGUACCACAGUCCUCCCAUCUCACACGUGAGCCUCAGGCCAGGCCCCUCUGCCCACUCCCCCAGGCCUCAUUAUGUCUCCUGGUCCUGCUGAGGUUGACAGUCACCCCGGUCACCUGUGGUGCUAUCUCCCCAGCCCCUCUGUACAGAGCCCACUCCCCACUGGUGACGUGUCUUUUCUUGCAUGAGGCUAGUGUGGUGUUUCCUGGCACUGCUCCCAGUGAGGCUCUGCCAUGGCUUAGGCAUUGUGGGAAGGGGAGAUGAGGCUGUCUGGUGGCUUUGACAACUGGUGGCUUUCCUCCUUGGCCUAUGCUGUGCUAAGUCUGAAGGCUGGGUUCUGAUCCUAGUUCCACCAUCAACCCACAAAGUUACUCCCAUCUGUGAAAGGAAAGAGGGGGGCAAGGAAUACCCAUCCCCCUGACAUCGCUCAUUGACCUGAAGCCCUUCUCUCCAGUCCCAGAUGCAGCCUCCCAGUCCUUAUUAGCAGACCACUUAGUUCCUCCCGAUGGACUAACUUGUCUUUGGACCCUGAGACCCAGAGGGCCUGCAAGGGAGUGAGUUGAUAGCACAGAUCCUGCUCUGUGGGUCCCCAGAUGGAGGUGGGCAGAGCAGAGACCAUCCCUGAAGGCCCCACCCAGGUUCAGCCACUGAGACAGCCCGAGCUCUGCCUCCCCCCACCCCCUAAGAGGGAGAAGGGAGGGCUCCAGGCACAUGUCUAAGAAGCCCAGGAAAGGUUUCAGGAGCAGCCACACUCCUGACGCUCCUUCAGGGACUCCCACAGGCAGCCAGGCCUUGAGACCCUCGUGAUCCCACCCCACACAUGUCAGAUUCUUUCCUGAAGUCUGGGUUCCCCUCCCACCUCUCUCACUCCUUGAAAACACUGUUCUCUGCCCUCCGAGAACUUCUCCUUCAUCUUUGUCCCCACCGCAGACAGGACCAGGGAUUUCCAUGUUUCCACGUGUCCCCUGUUUGUUUCUGAAAGGGACUCUACCCGGGAAGGAGGGUGGGACAUGGGAAAGGGCAAGUUGUAAGCAUAAAGUCAUGGCUUCCCUUUUUGGGCUACUGAAGGCUCAAGCAUGCCUGGAUGGGGUUGCACCUGCCAGCCUGGCCCCUCAGAGUCCCUCGUGGCAGCUCACCUCUCCCUUGGAUUGUCCCCAAGGCUGACCCUUGCCCUCUACCUGAGGGGCCUCUCGUCGUGGGCUGGAUUCUACCCAGGUGCCAGGAACACACAUUCACAGAUGGAUGGUUGGAGGAAGGAAAUGCAGCUCUGGUCCACAGAGAGCAGGAAGCUGUGUGGCCCUGCCCACCCGGCCUCUGCACUCCCUUGCUGGGCAUGGUGCAAUAUAUUCAGGAAGCUCAGGGAAUGGCUCAAGUGGGCUCACUCUGGCAGCUCAGAGAGGGUAACAGUGGGUCCGAUGCACUUUGUUCUGGCUCUUCCAGUCUGGGAGAGCCUUCCAGGGGUGGGGCACCCGCUGAUGGGGCCCCUCCUCCUUUGUGAGGAAGCUGCUGGGGACAGCUGGUCCCCCUUCCAUGGACACUGUUAGUUUCUCCAAGCGGGACAUGGAUGAGGAUGAUGUAGGAAGAUUUGGAAAGGGUAGAUUGAUCCUUUGACUUUUCCAACCCUCAUCACCAAUGUCUGUGCCGUUUUGUAUUUUACUAAUAAAAUGUAAAAGUCUUGUGAA